AUGUACAACAAUCUUGAUCGAGAAUUGACUUUAUUUGAAGUAGUCGGGCCUGUUGUCGGAGUGGACCCGUGGUGUGGCCGAGCUCGGAGUGGACUGGAGAAAAGUGGUGGAGGUGGUGGAAAAUAGUGCUGCUGGUGAUGAUGAUGAUGAUGAUGUUGAUGACGCUGUGGGUUGUGAGAGAGGCUCUGUUCAUAAGAGCUCUCUUUUUCUCUCCCUCUCUCUAUCUCUCUCCCCACCGCAUCGAGAAUUCUGGACAAGCUUCACAUGUCAAUUUCCCUUCGUUGCGUCUACACCUGUCCAGUGCUCUCAAAAGCCAUGUGUAUACUGCAGCUGUUUGGCCAUACGACUCAGCGUGAAUAUUCCCGUCAAGCGCAUCUUCACAAUCGUGAGGUGCAUGUACCUAGGUAGUCAUGGGUCGCCUCCUUUG
Messenger RNA from Dissoconium aciculare CBS 342.82, 427 nucleotides. RefSeq lists its product as uncharacterized. The transcript has a single exon. Lineage: Eukaryota; Fungi; Ascomycota; Dothideomycetes; Mycosphaerellales; Dissoconiaceae. The coding region runs from base 138 to 356 and encodes 72 amino acids. The record is from RefSeq and is a predicted model, not a curated record.